Messenger RNA from Pocillopora meandrina, 1065 nucleotides. Lineage: Eukaryota; Metazoa; Cnidaria; Anthozoa; Scleractinia; Pocilloporidae. The record is from the annotation of a GenBank genome assembly.
AUGUACUCCAAUCAGCCUGGUGAGAAUUCAACCCAACAAAGUGAUCACCCGCUUGUUUGUGUGUCAAAACCAUUAUCCGUUUUUAUCUUCGUUAUCUAUGCCGCUGUUUUCUUUCUUGGGGUGUUUGGGAAUUUUUUGGUCAUAUUCAUCGUAUCCAGAGAUUCCAAGCUGCAUACGCCAUUUAAUUACUUAGUUGUCAACCUGGCUGUUUCUGACACGUUUGUUCUGCUCUUUUCGUUGCCAAUUGUCGUAUUCAGUGAAUGUUUUUCAUGGCCUUUUGAUGAGUUUCUAUGCAAGUUGUCUCGUCCAUCGUUUCUCAUUUUUACGGGUGUUUCUGUUUGCACGAUGGUAGCUCUGAGUUUCGAAAGAUAUCAAGCAGUAGUGCAUCCUCUGGCACUAAAAAUGACACGUGAGAGGGCGUUUUUCAUCAUCGUGUUUGUGUGGGUUUUGUCGUGUUUUGCAUUUGGCCUUCCAAGGUUUUUUGUAUUUGGACUAACAACUGAGAAAGGAAUUUUACAGUGUGACCCAAUCAAGCAGAGUUUCGCCAUAAGGACAGUGACGAAGAUAUUCCGGCUUAUCAUGACGUUAAUUUUGCCUUGUAUCGUUGUAUCAUGGGCGUAUAGCCGAGUAAUGCGCAAGCUUAGAAACGAGCUCGCCUUCAUUGCAGACGCAUUUGCAUCACCUGACAUAGAGAGGAUGCGAACCACGAGGAACAUCAAAACAAUGCGCCUACUUGUAAUAAUUAUUGUCGUGUUUGUCGUUUGCUUUUUGCCUUUCAACAUUGUCACGUUAUUUGGCAGUCUCCCUAUGUAUGCCGAAUGGCGUUACAAUGAAACGAUCGAGAAUAUGUUCCGGAUGUUUCAAGUGUCUCACAGCUGCUUCAAUCCCAUGAUCCUCUGUUCACUGGGCUCAGAAUUUCAAAAGGCUUUGAAAGAAUUGUGUGUAUGUUUACUCGGCAAAAACGUGCUGAAAAGCAAAAGAAAAGCCUACGUUUUACCACAAAUUCGGCAAAGUCGUACUUCGACGUCGCCGGCAAACACCAAUUCAUUUGAUAGCAGUUUGUGA